AUGCUUUCACGGUCGRGCAGCAAUGCCACAAACCGUCUACACCGUGUAAAGUCAACAUCGUCGGUGCAUGCCACUACCCCUGGACACCAGCGACUGCCGACCACCACCGACCCCUUUGUCUUACGCCAGCAAGCAGAGACUGCGGCUGUUGAGGCAUAUGCUAGGGCCCGWCUGCAGGAUGAGGCUGCGGCCGUUGCUUCCAAACCUAGGCCAAGUCGUCGACGGAGCCAGAACACUGGUCGAUCUGAAGGAAGCCACUUCGCCGAUGCAAGACGACGAUGCAUGCAGAACGAAGCGAUAAAGCAGCCGGCCCCUUCUCAUCAUGCUUCUCCGGCUCAUUCCAAGAGUGUGGGCGACGAAGAGACUGUCGUCACCCGCCGACGAUCCAUUAUCCCACCAGCCAUCAACGCUACCGACUCGAACCAGUUCCCUGCUGGUCCUCCCCCUCUUCGAAAAGGUGCUUCUGACUACACUGAUGGUAGUCCUGCACCGCGAUAUUCUCAGCUAGAUGAGGCGGCUUCAACUCUGCAUACCCGCUCCUUGGAAGAAAAUCAGGCUGACGGCUAUGCUGGGAACCUGGCACAACUCAGUAACUUUGCUCAAAGUGGUCCACCGCACGGUCUGUGGCCCUCGGCAUAUGUCCCAUCUCGCGAUCUUGAAGUUGAAGACGUCCAAAUGAUCCAGCCAAAGCGUGUUCGACAGAGGAAAUCAUUCCUCGGCAGCUUUCAGAAGCGCCACGGCGGCUUUGACACAGCUCUUCCACCGUUCAAUCAUGCCGACAGUGACACCGCCGCGCCGAAUGUUGGGCUGUCACUGGCUCCACUCCAGAGCGUUCCAAUGGAACAGCGCAAGACUCGCAACUUCUCGGACACGCUGAAAGGUCGGUUGAAGAAAGUGUUCCGCAAGGCCUCGAAGCUGUCGAUGCCUGUUCAGCACGUCCAUGCCAAAGACUUCCAUUUCUCAGUACGUGGCCACGAUGUCAGCGAUCCCUCUUUCGUGGACUACACAGACCCUUUCAUGACCGUUGCCGCUGAGGAGCCAAGGGCUCCUCAACCCCAGAAGUUUGUGACUGCUCAGAGCACCACCAGCACAGCCCAGGAGAGUACCUMAAAAUCGAGGGUAACCAGCUGGGCGAACUCCACAUUAGCCAUGUCCAGUGUUCGUACGAGUGACGGACCGUUCGCCGUCGCUGGUGCUCACCACGAACCUGGAAUCGUAUCAGCCGCGAUACACGAAGCUAGUUCAAGCAGUCCGACUGGCGAUCCACCUGUUCUGAAGCGGAGCGACAGUGCUUCCACACUACGCAAGGCGAGUUCGUUCUUUGGGCGGCCCAUCCGCAACAAGCUUCGUCGCUCCAGCAGACCAGAUUUGAGAGGCUCGGGUGAAAGCCAAGGUCUGUACUCAGCACUCCAGAGUCGCAUCAGGACUUCACGGUCCACAGAGGCCGCGCAUGAGGCUCAUGUACCUGCGCCGGUCGAAUCCAACUCUCCGCAUGAGCAAGCCGAGCCAUCAGCACUGGCAAGCUUGCCAUCACAGAGACAGUACAAUACAUCGUCAAGCAGGACAUCGCAGAGUAGGCACAGUACUACGAGUACUGGCAUGAAGAAUCGCCAUCUCUUGGCCCCAACCAUUCGGCCGGUCACUCCAGAUUUAGCUCCUGUUCAAGAGGCUGCCAGUGCCGAGGCCGAUCGAACUGUGAUACAUCACGAGGUUGACUCUCCUGUUGGGAGUAGCCCUAAGAGCGCAUUGAGGCGGAGCCAUGCUGUCAAAGCGCCUCCACCUUCGAAGGAACAGUUACUGAGGAGAAAAGAAAGAGCCGAGAGCCGCUGGACUAAUGCUCUCAUGACAGGCGGUCUGAGUUCGUAUGCGAAUGAGAAUCCAUACGAACUUCCAUCGCUCUCACACCCAGAUCGCGCGCAUACACCAAGCACCGCCCUUCCCUUAAGGCCGAGGGCUGAUGUGAUCUCGCCCAGCCUUUACUCGCGCGCGACCGACGGAGCGUCGCCUCGGCCAUAUACGCCAGACGAUGUUGGAAUGACAACCAUUACUAUCACAGGACGAGAGGUUCGGAAAUAUGACAUAUCACCUCCAAAGGCUGCACAUCGGCACCAGGCCAGCAGAGAGUGGCGUAGGUGGCUCUCAGAUGAGAUGAAUAGUUUCGCAGACGAUGAGCAGCUCCCCCGCCCAACAUCCGGUGCCAGUAUGAAUGGUCGAUACCCUGUUGUCAAUCGUAGUCGAAACCCAAGCCAGCAGAGUGUUUCUCGGCGUCCCGAGGGCGAGGAUACCCGUGGCAUGCACUCGAUGGCCCGCAGCCGUAAAGCCAGCAUCGAGUCCGCAAUGCACACACAUGCAUCGAAUCCAGCUAGUCGUCAUCGGACUUUGUCGAAGCCCAAGUCCAUUGCUGAAAUCGAAGCUGCAGCCAUUGCAGACGCCAUUCCGAAGUCGGAUCCGUGCACGGCAGCGACGGGUACUGGUGUGAGGUCUGUCAAAGCCUUCAAACGACCAAAAUCAGCAUUUGAAUUGCGGGUCAACUACAAGAGCAAUGCAACAGAUCGCUCGAAGCCGCUGGAGGUGCGACGCAAGCUUCCCGAUCCGAACAUCUUGGAAGAUCACACCAUGUUGAACAUCUAUGCGGGACCAUACGCGACGGGUGCCAAUUCUGAAAAUCAACGGCCAGCGGAGUUGGAGGGAAGUGUCAUUCCCGCUUUGUCCAGCUCCGAGUGGCUUGGUAGCGCGAAAAAGAAGAGCGGGCAGGAAGGUGCUUCUGCGAAGCCUUCUUCCAAGCGUUCGCCGGGCCAGAGGAUGGUGACAUCUUGGUUAGGUGAGAAGUCGAAAGAGAAUGUUGGAGCUUUCGUUUGA
Molecule: messenger RNA, 2859 nt
Organism: Ramularia collo-cygni
Lineage: Eukaryota; Fungi; Ascomycota; Dothideomycetes; Mycosphaerellales; Mycosphaerellaceae
Exons: 1
Coding region: 1-2859 (952 amino acids)
Source: RefSeq, a predicted model, not a curated record